Messenger RNA from Cucurbita maxima (winter squash), 1044 nucleotides. RefSeq lists its product as uncharacterized. The record is from RefSeq and is a predicted model, not a curated record. Lineage: Eukaryota; Viridiplantae; Streptophyta; Magnoliopsida; Cucurbitales; Cucurbitaceae. The transcript is spliced from 2 exons. Bases 60 to 545 code for a protein of 161 amino acids.
GCAAAAAAUGGCGGUGCUCCAAAGAGGCAUUCCCGGAUUCUAAGUAUUGUGAGAGACAUAUGCACCGAGGUAAAAAGCGUUCAAGAAAGCCUGUGGAAGUUUUGAAAACAACAACUCAUUCCCGGGCCAUUUCUUCCAUCACCCACAACUCCACUCUCCCCUCUCAAACUCAUCCCCAACACUCCACCCUUUUCUCUACCAACAUGGCUCUUCUUCUACGCCCCCAAAACUCCAUCACUUCCUUGAUUCUUGACCCAGAUUACAGAAGAAACAGGUAUGGUUACGGGGUGAAGGAAGAUGUCGUUGAUGAGCAUCGCUUUCUAUCAGAAGAACGCGCUGGGGACAUGAGAGGCUUCUCUGAUUCGAAUAUGGAAGAUUCCUGGCAGCUGAGUCCUCUAACAAUGAGCUGCUCUUCCUCAUCCUUCAGACAUAAGAACUGCUCGCCUUUACAAGGUGGUGACUAUCGUAUAAGGUACCAGAGAAGGGUAUGCAUCACUUCCUUGAUGAAUGGUCUCCAAAAGACACAGAAUCGUGGGUUGAUUUGAAUACAGCUCGGCUUUCGAUCUCUAUUCCUAACUCCUCGCAGCAUGAGUUCAUUUCCAACAACUAGCAUAACCAAAAUCCAUGACCCACCCAGCUGCUACCAAAAUGCAUUACAAAUAAGUUAGUUUGUUUGUUUAUUUGAUUUUGUUUGACCACCCACCCAGCUGGGGGGUUCUGAUUGAUGUGUCCAAAAAUGUACUUUGGUACUGUUCCCAUGAGGUGGAUUUGUUUGGAUGUGUGUGGAAGUUGAACACAACAGUGGAUGGUGCAGGCUUGUUCCAUAAUAAGGGUCCAAAGUAUGCGCGCUUCGAUUGCUGUGUUCCCUUCCUCUUCACUGUAUAAUUAGUUAGGCCAUGAAUGCCUAAGGUAAGCAGCAAGCAUCCUGGCAUCCAUCUGUGUUCUGUGUUCUGAGUUCUGUGUUCUGAGCUUCGUUCAAGCUUCUAUGUCUGUUGUCUUGUAAUGUAAUGAUCAUAAUAAUAACAUUAAUCUUAAUGGGAGAGG